GACGGGAAGCUGAGGGGCUUAGCUUUCCAUUACGGAGAACUGGAUACAUUCUAGGGGAAGAAUUAAGUGCAGACAAGGAACAAGAACUAAGCCAGAAGAAAGAAACCUAUUUCCUUCCUGAUCUUAAAAGAUCUGCUCAUGGAGACACAAGCAAUCCAGCCAGAUUGUUGGGAUAUAAUUGAUGACAGCCACAUUAAGGAAUUUGAAGUAGACGAAUGGAUCAAGAUCACCCUUGCGUUCUUAUACAUCAUCAUCUUUCUGGCAGGUAUCUUAGGCAAUAGUGUCACUAUCCAGACUACCAAAGUGCUGCAGAAGAAAGGCUACUUGCAGAAAGAAGUUACAGACCACAUGGUGAGUCUAGCAUGCUCAGACCUGCUGGUCAUUUUACUGGGGAUGCCCGUGGAGUUCUUCAGUAUGAUAUGGAGUCCUUUCUCUACUCCUAAAGGCGACCUAGCUUGCAAGUUGUACUGCUUCCUUUUUGAGGCCUGCAGUUAUGCUACAGUGCUGCAUGUGGCAACUCUAAGCUUUGAAAGAUAUAUUGCCAUCUGCCACCCUUUCAAGUUCAAGUCUGCUUCUGGACCCUGCAAAGUGAAGAUCCUCAUUGCCUUUGUCUGGAUUACAUCUGUGGUGGUGGCCCUACCUCUUCUCUUUGCAAUGGGGACAGAGUACCCCUUAGAAACCAUCCAGGGCCACCGAGGAUUGGUUGCCUGCAACAGGUCCAAGGCCCGGCACCAUUUGCCUGACUUAAUUUUUAAUGUGACUGUGUGUACCAGCUUGUCCUCCAAAUGGAGAGUCUACCAGGCUAGUAUCUUCACUGCCUUUAUUGUGUAUGUUGUGAUCUUGGCAUCUGUAGCUUUUAUGUGCCGGAAUAUGAUGAAGGCCCUGAUGAUCAACAAGCAAGGCACUGUGGCAGUGCGAGGGGAGACAGAAAGCCAACAGCAAUAUCUAAGGAAAACUGAGAAACCUGACGGCAGAAGUUCCAGGAAACAGACCAUUAUCUUCCUAGGUUUGAUUGUUGCAACUCUGGCAAUAUGCUGGUUGCCAAAUCAAGUUCGAAGGAUCAUGUCUGCUGCUAGACCCAAGCAGGACUGGACCGUCUCCUAUUUCAGAGCUUACAUCACCCUUCUCCCUAUAGCUGAUGCCUUCUUCUACCUCAGUUCUGUAGUGAACCCACUCCUUUACAAUAUUUCCUCCCAGCAGUUCCGGAAUGUAUUUCUUCAAGUCCUCCGUUGUCGCCUGACACUAGAACAUGCCAACAAAGAGAAGUUUUUAAGAGCCAAUUUGAAUUCUAUAGCCAGUAGUGGCCGUUCCCGUCGCCCAUUGAUCUUCAGUUCAUCCCGGCGCAAGUCUUCUACUAAGACUGCUAACAAGGUUUUCUUAAGUACUUUUCAGAGCGAGACCAAGCCUGACUGCAGUUUUCAGAAAUUGAGUCCUGAAUCACUGGAGCUGAAUGUGAAAACGAUGCCACCAGAGACCAGCACAGACCCUAGUCCUGCUAACCAGAAUGGCCUUUGUGAACAUGAACUGUGAAUCUUCAGAAAACAAAGUCAGAUGAUACACAAUAUGCUAAAAAUGCAAAUUAAAAAACAAACAAAAGGGUUUACAGCCUGCAGGUUGUACCCUCCAAGUUUAAGUGCUUGUUUCAAUAGACUAGUUUCCAAUAAUAUAAAUGGAUAUGGGUUCUACAUGGGUGACUGUUGAUUUUGUUUUUCUUUUAAAGUGCACACUGGAAAGUCAGACGGCUAGAUCUAUUCUGUUGCCAACGAAGUUGCUGAGUAUUUUCAGAGUAAACUCUUCUUUUAGCAGUUGGAAACAAACAGCAACAUUACAGUGAAACCAGCUGUGUCUUUGAAGGAAAUGACACAGGACAAAUGAUGCCAACGAAGAAAUCUUCCAUUAGAGUUUAGCAAUGGACUGGUGAUAGAAGUGCCAAGCUAGAGAGCAGUAGGGUUGUUAAUACACCAGCCCUGGGCCUGGUGCCAGGGCUUCCCCGCUUCUUUGGCCUGGGCCCAUUGCAGAGUGGAGUAUUGCAGCAGCUUAUACAAACAGAGUUUAUCUUCCCUGGAGUACAGAAAGUCUGGUAUCCGGCAGAGGUCAUGAGGCACGCUGCAGAUGAUGCACAAGACUUGCGAUACAGGAUCCCUGUGACACAGAACAAGAGUUUAUUUAGCUUGAUAUGAACAAACAUGCUUUCUGCUGUACGUUAGCUUUUUUCUAUUUGAACAAACUGCUGAGCUUUCAGAAAUAGUGGUUCUGGUUCUCAGCGCAUUUCACGGAAUUUAGCUCACCAUCACCUGUUGUGUUUUUAAUAGGAAAAGCAGGGCUGAAAUAAAUGGCAUUAUUCUGAAAGCUUCCUCCCUCAUCCCCCCAUUUUAAUUCUUUGCUUCCCAUAAAGCCUGGAAAUUGUAAAAUCAAUACAUUUUGGCAUACAGCACUUUAACGUGUGUGUGUUUUUAACUCUUUAUAAAUAAAGCAGUACCUGCUUAAGAUCUGAUCACUUAAUUUGAUCACAUUCAAAAAUUAUUACAUGAAUUAUAACAGAACCCAGGAUGUUUUUAUGGUCAAGGUGAUCAGUAUUUUAAAGAAGUUCUCCUCUGCUCCCUUUCUGUGGAAAAACCCAAACAAUGAAAAGCUCAUGGGAAAAUUUGGCAUCUACAGAGCACUGUUCAGUGCACACAAAGAAAAAGAUUAUAAAACUCUCUGCCUUUCCAAUCUUGCAACUAGGGUAUGGAAGAAAAAGAAGUCUUGAAAAAUUCCUUUAGAGACUAUUCUGUACUUUCAUAUAUUUUAAUUGAAUGAAACUGAGU
Molecule: messenger RNA, 2807 nt
Organism: Elgaria multicarinata webbii
Lineage: Eukaryota; Metazoa; Chordata; Lepidosauria; Squamata; Anguidae
Gene: GPR39
Product: G protein-coupled receptor 39
Exons: 3
Coding region: 139-1530 (463 amino acids)
Biological process (GO): G protein-coupled receptor signaling pathway
Cellular component (GO): membrane
Molecular function (GO): G protein-coupled receptor activity
Source: RefSeq, a predicted model, not a curated record